AUAGUAAUAUAAAGACAGCCCAAAUUCUGCCGAUCAUUGAUCAAAAACACCGUACUCCUCCUUGACGUCCAUGGUUUUUCUUCGUACGAAUUUGAAGCUAUAAAACUCUGCGUCAGCCAACUCAACGAUAACGUUCAAUUCCAACGUUUCUUCGAUUUUCUCAAUCCACGAUAAAACCCUCUCAUCAUUUCAACAUUCAAGCUUCAAAAGAUACUUACAUUUAUAAAAGUGUUGCGAAAGGAAGACAUAUGCUAUAAAGACUUGAGGUAAGAAGUAUAUUACAGCUUAAUAAUUUCAUUCCUGAUUCUUCCCCUCAGAAUAUAUUUGGUAUGCGGAUAGGAAGGAAUGGAACAGUUUAUUUCUUCUGUUCUCCUUGGUUGUACCUUCUUAAUUGAAUCAAAAUGUCCAGUUAUUUUUUUUAUACUUUGCACCCAAUGUUGAAUCCUGUUUUAGUUCUAAAAUAAUAAAAUGUACCAGAUAUAGACUGGAACCCACAUUUUUCAUUUCAUAUUGGCGUAUCUUGUGUACCAAGCACCAACUUUACUUUAGUAUAGUUCAUUCAGUUGAAAUUGAGAUAGUUAAAGUCAUUUAGGAGAACGUUCGUCUGCUGCUUGGACUUUUUGUCAUUAGUCUUGUGUGUAUGUUAUUAAAAUGAGAUUUUGUUUUGUGGAUAUUUUUUGUUUUUGUUUGAGGUGCUAUACUAUAUGGAGCAAUGAUAUAUUAGUGAUAUAAGAAUGAGGAUCUAGUCCUGUAUAAAGCAGAUAUACAUAUCAUGUAAUUUAAUCCAGCUUUUUUGAGAUUUAUCAUGUUGAUGGAAGUUAAGGAUUUAUAAUUUUUUAAGGUGUCCAUUUUAAGUAGCUUUGUACGAGAAUAGUGGUGCUGAUACUGUUAGAUACUUAUACAAAUUUUGACAUUUAUGUGGUCUUCUAAUCUUUGGAAAUAGUAUAUAUGGCGAAUAUAUUUAGUGUGUUAAUUGAGUUUGACUUUUCUAUUAUUACUUUGACCAUUCAGAUACUUUUUCCAAUUGUUCUCUUGUUAUUUAGAUCUAUCCUUUAUGUGCUUCUGUUCUGCAAUUUUGUCAUGCACCAAUCUCUGGUCUGUAUUUUUUAAUUGAAGGAUGUUUUGGAACUAGUGCAAUGGCGACAUCUAGUAAGUUUGAUCCAUCUUCCAGUAGCCCAGAUAGACCACUGUACACUGCACAGCGUGGAUCCAACAUAGCUGCUUCAUUAGAUAGGUCAGGUAGUUUUCGAGAAUGCGUGGAAAAUCCAAUUCUGUCUUCUCUGCCCAACAUGUUGAGAAGUAGUUCUCCAGCAACACACGGGGAUGUGGAGAGCUUCUUCAAUUAUGUGCAUUUUGAUCAAAAGUUGCUAGUACUAGAUCAAAAGUCUAAUCGUCACAUGGAUUAUAAGCGACAUGUUAAUGCUGCUCUUGGAAUUUCACCUGAUGAAUCUCCAUCUAGUUCCGCAAAAGGAAAGCUACUGCCAUCCCCAGUACCAGAAGAUGUAAAGCGUAUGAGGGAAAAUUUGUAUUCAAGCACUGUGAAGGCGAGGGAACGUGUGAAAAUGUUCAAUGAGGCCUUAUCUGUAUUCAAUGAAGUUUUCCCAACUGUAAAUGUGAAGAAGAGAUCUCGAGUUGAAGGGUUUUCCAGUGAUCGUUCUAGUGUCUUGUUAAAUGACCGCUCGGUCUCGGGGCCAAGCAUGGGUAAGGUUGGCGUUCAAGGUCAUCCUGUCACUGGUGGUUUUGAACUAGAUCAGCAAAAAUUGGAAGAAAGGACCAAAAAUCUUGGUCCAAACAAGCGCCCUCGAACUUCUAUGGCUGAUUUAAAGAUGGAUGUACGUACCAAUUCUCUUGUCAGACCACCUGGGACUGUUGAUAGAGAUAAGGAAAAGCUACGGAUUGCCAAUAAUGGUGUAGUUCAGAGCGAAGAACGAAGCUUACCUAUUGUAGGUGAUGGUUGGGAAACGUCAAAAAUGAAGAAGAAGAAGCGUUCAUGCAUCAAACUAGACGUUUCUCCAAGUACUGCAUUGAAUAAACCUGUUAAUGGUUUCCAGGAAACAAAACAAGGAAUGCAACAACGACUUACUUCUGAUUCUCGGUCGAAAUUGAGUAACGAUUCUAAUUCUUUUAGGCUGGGAGUUUCUAAUGGAACUGUUGCAGCUGGCAAAUCAGAUGGAAUCUCUCAACAGACUGGGUUGGGUAUACGUACCCCUAUCCAAAGAAACGGACAAGAUAAUAAUUCCCUUGUCAGCGAUAAGCGGGGUCGUUCUGUUAGUUCAGACAAGGAGAGGGUGACCUUCAGAGCUGUUAACAAGGCAACAGUUCGUGAUGAGUUCAAUUCAUCUAGCCCUACCUCAAGUACUAAAAUGAGUACUGCUAUUCGGGCUCCACGGUCAAGUUCAGGAGUUGCCCCCAAGAUGUCACCAGUUGUCCAUAGAACAGCUGUUCCUAAUGAUUGGGAGCUUUCUCAUUGCGCCACAAAGCCCCCAGCUGGUGUUAACAGUACUAACAAUCGCAAACGUGCGGCAUCGGCACGGUCAUCUUCCCCGCCUGUUGUUCCAUGGCAGAGGCCACAAAAGAGCUCUCGGACUGCGAGAAGAACAAGUUUCGUGCCUGUUGUUUCGAGUAAUGAUGAGGCCCCUGCCUUGGAUGCUGUUUCUGAUGUUGCUGGUAAUGAUAUUGGGAUAGGAUUUGUGAGACGCUCAGCUGGCAGUUCUCCUCAGCAAAUCAAAUUAAAAGGUGAACCGUCUCCUUCAGCAGGUUUAUCUGAAAGUGAAGAGUCUGGGCUGGCUGAGGUUAAACCUAAAGAAAAGGGUAGGAAACCAGAAGAGAUAGAUCUGAAACCUGGACAAAAUGUUCCAAAGGUCUCUAACUUUGUCACUAGAAAGAGUAAGCUUGUUUCUGGGGAAGAACUUGGUGAUGGUGUUCGGAGGCAAGGCAGGACGGGGCGCAGUUUCAAUGCCACAAGGUCACUGACACCAAUGACAUCUGAAAAGCUUGGAAAUAUAGGAACUGCGAAACAAUUAAGAAGUGCAAGACUAGGGUGUGAUAAGAAUGAAAGCAAGGUGGGUCGUCCACCAACAAGGAAACUUUCUGAUCGUAAGGCCUAUGCUCGUCAAAAGCCUACUUCCAUCAGUGCAGCAGCAGAUUAUUUUGUUGGGUCAGAAGAUGGACACGGAGAGCUAUUGGCUGCUGUAAAGGGUGUUAUCAACUCUGCCUAUUCCUUCUCCAGCCCCUUUUGGAAGCAGAUGGAACCUUUCUUCAGUUUGAUAUCUGAGGAAGAUAUUACUUACUGGAAGCAGAAGGUAACUCUUGAAUCAAGCACUCUGACGCCAACUCCAGUUCCUUCAAAUAUAGAUGGUUGUGAAACCAUUGUUAAUAGAUAUGGAUUGAUUGACUGCGAAAGAAAUGUCAGGUCUGAUGUUCAACGUAGUGCUGGUACUAAUUCAGAAAAGUUACCACUGCCCAAGGGAAGUCAUAACAUGGUACCUCUCUGUCAACGGCUUAUAGCUGCUUUGAUAUCAGAGGAAGAUCGUAGUGGUGGAAAUGAAGAUUUCAAGUUUGAUGCAUAUGAUACUGAAUCUGAGCCUGAUGGAGAAUUAGAAUUGAGUGAUUUAGAUUGCCGCUCACUAACUAAUUUUCAGUUUGCUCGUCAUUCUGCUUAUAAUGGUUAUGGGGUUAUUGGGAUGCCGGCACAUGAUGAAACUGAAAGUGAUAUGAUUGAUAUUCCUAAUUUUGGGUUGAAUCCAAGCUUUGGCAACUCGGUAAAUGGUUUUCUUCAUGAUAAAGCAUUAAUGUCUGGCUUGGCUUGUUCAGAGUUGCAAUACAAUAGCAUGGGUAUAAAUGAUAAGCUUCUAUUGGAGCUUCAAAGUAUUGGACUUGACCUAGAACCAGUGCCUGAAAUGGUGCAAGAAGAUGAUGAAGCCAUAUUGGAGGAUAUUACUAGGUUAGAUGAGCUUCACCAUGAACAGGUUUCCAAGAAGAAAAACUUGCUAGAUGGAUUGUUGAAAUCUGUGUCAGCAGCAAAAGAACUUCAGGAGAAGGAUUUUGAUCAACGUGCUCUAGAUCAACUUGUUGUGACAGCUUAUGAGAAAUACACGGCUUGUCGGGGUUCUAGUGCCUCGGGUGGGAAAAAUUCAAGCAACAACAAAAUGGUCAAGCAAGCUGCAUCGGCAUUUGUUAAAUGGACGUUGGAACAAUACCACCAAUUUGAAGAUACAGGCAAGAGCUGUUUCAGUGAGCCUUUAUUCAAGGAUAUGUUCCUUACUGCUUCUUCCCAGCAUAGUAUUGUUCGGCAUUCAGAUGGAUUGGAGGCUGAUUCCAGAAAACCAUAUACCUCUUCCCUGUCUCUGAAAGCAACAACAGCUUCCAUGGGUUCACAGCAGAGCCCGUCACAAUUUUGUCAGAAUAUGGAUAAUCUUGAUCUCACUUCAUCAGAUAUGCUUCCUGCUUUAAAUCAUUCAUCUGAACAAACCACUGGCAAGGAAGAUUUGUGGUCAAACAGGGUGAAGAAGAGAGAAUUGUUCCUCGAUGAUGUCGGGGGUACUCAAGGUAAUUCAAGUGCUCCGGGCAUAGGAAGUUCUUUAACAAGCAGUGCAAAAGGAAAGAGGAGCGAGAGGGACAGAGAUGGAAAGGGGAAUGGCAGAGAGGUACUAUCCAGAAAUGGAACUACGAAAGCUGGUAGGCAAGCAUCAUCCAGUGCGAAAGGAGAAAGAAAAGCCAAAACAAAGCCUAAGCAGAAAGCAACUCAGCAUUCUGUUUCUGUAAAUGGCCUCCUUGGCAAGUUGUCAGAGCAACCAAAACCGGCAUUGCCUUCUGUUUCAAAACCUGUCGAAAAGCCUAGUAAUAGAAAUGCCAAGGAAAAGGAUGAGUUUUUGGGUGGAUUUGAUGAGCCAAUUGAUUUGUCCAACCUGCAGCUGCCUGGGAUGGAUGUGCUCGGCGAUCCUGGUGACCUUGCUGACCAAGGUCAAGAUAUUGGUUCAUGGUUGAAUAUUGAUGAUGAUGUAUUACAAGAUCAUGAUGACUUCAUGGGCCUUGAAAUUCCCAUGGAUGACCUUUCAGACUUGAAUAUGAUGGUUUGAAGCUGCUUUCUUUGUAUAGAGUUCAUUAUUAUACCAAUAACAAAGGAAACAAAGUACUCUGAAGAAAUAACCAGUUACAUAGGAUGGUUUUAUGGCUAAUUCUGUCUACAAUUAGGUUAUAUAGAUUCUUUGGUAAAUUAUUCUCUCCUAAGUUGUUGUCGAGUGAUGUUUUCAGCUGUUCGGAUUUUGCUCGUGUUCAAGUUUGUGAUUUCCGCUGUAAAGAUCUUUUUGUUCGAGGUAGAAGUUAGUAUUCCUAGUGAUUAUAUGUUAGAAAACAUUAUUCUGGUUGUAGCUCUUUCAAAUCAGAGAACAAGGCCUUAUGUACAUACAUUUAAUUUUUAUAAUAAAAUCAGCAUUUUUGUAUGCCGAAA
Molecule: messenger RNA, 5449 nt
Organism: Trifolium pratense (red clover)
Lineage: Eukaryota; Viridiplantae; Streptophyta; Magnoliopsida; Fabales; Fabaceae
Exons: 15
Coding region: 1137-5078 (1313 amino acids)
Source: RefSeq, a predicted model, not a curated record